CAAUUGCUCUGUUGGCUAGUCUAGUCUACUUUCACUUGUAUCAGGUAACCGUAGAUGGUAGAUGGCAACGUGAACUCGUAUUUUAGAUCUAGAUCUAGUCUAGUAUAUUUUCAUUAUUUUGUGUUUCUAUCAAGACCAUAAUCUUCAAAAUGAGGAACCUAAAGCUGCUGAAUGUGAAAGUGUUGCAUGAAGGGCUAGAUAUUUCUCCACCUACCUUUGUAUCUCUGGACACUGAGCUCAAUCUUCUCUACCUGGCCACCCAGUCUCAGAUCCUGGCCCUCAGUUCUACACAGGUCACAGCAUCCCCGUUAUUUGCUGACGUUGAGGACUUUGUGGGAUUUGUUCCUGUAGGACUGGAAUAUGUCUGUGACCAGCAGGCUGUAUGUGUGGCCGGCGCUGAUGGCAAACUGGCACUCUGGAACACCAGCAAUUCUAAAGAUUUUGAAUGUGUGGGUGAAGUGGACGGAGGAAUCACUGCCAUCUGCUGGAGUCCGGAUAUGGAGCUGAUAGUCAUCACUACAGGUGCUGGCCAGCUGCUGCUCAUGACACGAGAGUUUGAUGUCAUCUCUGAAACAUCCAUGUAUCCACAUCAUCAAGGUCAAGAAAGUCAGGUGGCGUUGGGCUGGGGUAAGAAAGAGACUCAGUUUCACGGCUCUGUAGGCAAGGCUGCUGCCCGGACACAAGAAGUAAGCCUGGAGGCCGCAGCUGAUACAGGAGAGCCAGUGAUAUCCUGGAGAGGUGACGGCCAGUAUUUUGUCAUCUCAGUUGUUGAACCCUCCACACGUGCCCGCUUCCUGUAUAUCUGGUCCAGAGAAUGUGUGUUUCAAGCUCAGUCUCAAGCAGUCAGUGGACUGUCUAACUGUCUAGCUUGGAGGCCCUCUGGCUCCCUGAUUGCCUGUGUGCGCACCACUGCAGGCUCACAAGAGGUUUUAUUUUUUGAAAAAAAUGGCUUGUGUCAUGGAGAGUUUCCUAUUCCAUCAUCCCAGGAAAAGCUUUGGGUGAAGAGUCUAAAAUGGAACAUAGAGUCCACUGUCUUAGCUGUCAUUUUGGAAAGCAAUGGUGACAGCACCUUUUCUCAAUUGCAGCUGUGGACUGUCAACAACUACCACUGGUACCAGAAGCAGACGCUACAGUUCGAGGCUGGGAUUGCUGCAGCUCUCUGGGACACUGAGCAGGCCAACAAGAUGCAUGUGCUGACCAGGACUGGACACUACCAGACCUACACCUGGGCCUGGGCUACAGAUGGCAGCACUGGCUCUCUAGACACUGACCCCUCCAGCGUAGCUGUUAUUGAUGGGGCCAGGCUACUGCUGACCCCACUGAGACAAAUGGUGGUCCCGCCUCCAAUGGCGGCGUAUGUCAUAGAUCUGCCACAUCCUGCAAGUCGAGUGACCUUUGAACCUAAUGACAGUGGUGAUGGCCUUGCUGUCUUGAUGAACAAUGGCCAGAUUGCAAUAUACUCCCACACAGGGAAGGCAGACCAGACUGGAUCCGUCAACUAUUCAGCAGCUGCAGGUGACGGCUUCAGUCCACAGUGUGGUCUCCCACAGUUGGAUGGCAUCUAUUGCAUAACAUCAGCUGACACGCUCCAGCCAAUCAUUGUCCAGAUGCUCUGGAUAUGGGACAAACAGCUGAUCUUGACCUCUGGCUCCCAGCUCUACAUAGCCCACAUUUGUCAGCAGGAAAGGGCUAUUAGGAUCAGUCAUAGUUUUACAUUGAAGUGCAAUAUAGUUGGUCUAGCCCUGGAUGAGAGCUCUCACACUGUGGCACUACAACUGGAGUCUGGUCAGAUCUACAAGUUCUCAGAUGAAGCCCCCAGCCCGUGGAUGUCAGAACUGGGUGAGCCUGUUAGGUUCCCCUACACCUGUACGGAGAUGGCUGUGGCUGGGUUAGGUCAGGAGACUGUGGUGCUGGGUCUAACAGAUAGGUUCAGGCUCUACGUCAAUCAGAUGGAGAUCUGCUCCAACUGCACAUCAUUUCGGCUCCAUAAUGAUUUUCUUUUACUCACUACUUUCACCCACACCUUGAGAUGCAUUUGUCGCUCUACAAAAUUAACUGAUGUAGUCAAGCUGAAGGAUGGCAAGAGCCACCCCUUUGAUGAGAGUGUGCGGAGGGUGGAGAGGGGAUCUCAUCUGGUGGCUGCUGUGGCCAACAGCACCAAAGUUGUCCUGCAGAUGCCCAGAGGCAACCUGGAGACCAUCCAUCCUAGGGCUCUGGUCCUCAACUCUCUCAAACAGCUGCUGGACAGGAAGAAACUGGGAGAGGCUUUUAUCCUGAUGAGAAAACACCGGAUCAACCUCAAUCUUCUGCAUGACCACGAGCCCAAGCUAUUUUUUGACAACAUUCAAAACUUAAUACAAGAGAUCAACAACCCAAGUUAUCUGAAUGUGUUUCUUACUGAAUUAAGUGAAGAAGAUGUGACACGAACCAUGUACACAGCAACCUACCAGAGAGGUGUAUCACAGCAAACAGAAACAGGUUCAAAGAUUGACAAAAUUUGUGAUGCCUUCUUAAACAUUCUACAGAACAAACAUGACCAGAGCUUUGAUCAAACAAUUCUCACAGCUCACGUCAGGAAGUCCCAGCCCGACCUUGAGAAGGCUUUACUUGUUGUUUGGUCUCUUUAUGUUGAGCAGAAAGAUGCACACAGACGAGCAGAAGAGGCCUUAAAGUACCUGACCUUCCUGGUAGAUGUCAACCACCUGUACAAUGUGGCUCUGGGCACGUACAACUUUGAUCUGGUCGUAAUGGUGGCACAAAAUUCACAUAAGGACCCUAAAGAGUACAUCCCUUACUUGAAUUCUCUGCGACGUCUUGAAGAAAAUUACAGGCGCUACACCAUAGACAAAGAUCUAAAAAGGUUUAAUAAAGCUCUGGAGCACAUCAGCAAAUGUGGUGAUGACCACUUUCAAGAGUGCCUGGCUCUAGUUGAGGACCACAAACUUUAUGCUCAAGCUGUGGGCCUGUACAAACCUGGAACAACACACUUCAAGAGAGUAGCCACACUAUAUGGCCACUAUUUGUGCACCAAGAAGCGUCAUGAUGAGGCUGGCAUCAUGUAUCUGAAGGCAGAAGAAUGGGAGCUGGCGCUUGAUGCUUUCUUCUUGGCCUGCAACUGGCAGCUCAUGUUCUGUAUGGCCAGCAGGCUGGAAUAUGGCCAUCUCAGGCUGGUGGAACUGGCCAAAAAGAUGGCAGGUCAACUUAAAGAUCGUAAGAUGUACAAAGAUGCGGCUCUAGUUUUGGAAGAAUAUGCAAAGGAUGUGGAGGAGGCCAUAGCUUGUUUGAUUGAAGGAUCUCAUUGGGAGGAAGCUCUUCAUCUGAUGUACAGGUUCAAACGCCAGGACCUGGUAGAGACCCACCUAAAGGAGGCGCUAGAGGAGAGCUGCAAUCAUUGGGUUGACAUGCUGGCCAGCCAAGAGGAAAGUUUUCUGCAAUACAAAACUAGACUGGCCAUUGUACGGGCACAGAAGGAGAAGUCUUUCUCUGAACUAGAUGAGCACACAGACCAGCAUGGUGCUGACAAUGACCUGUUCUCUGAUACGUCCAGUCUCACCGGGAUAACCGCACUCUCCAACACUUCCACUCAGAGUUCAAGGUCAACUAUACUUAGCAAAACAGGAUCUGCGAGGACAAGAAGAAAAGCAGCCAACAAAAAGUGGAGUCUGAAGGAAGGAAGCGCCAAUGAAGAGUUUGCUUUAGUGGAUGCACUGGCCAAAAUUAUCAAAGCUAUUGACAGUCUUAGAGAAGACACAAGCAAGCUAUUGAAGAUGCUGCUACUGUUGAACUGGGAUGAGAAGGCCAGGACAGUCCAGCAGCAAUACAGCCAGUGCCUGGGUCUGGUGGAGACAAGUAUCUGCCAGAUCUGGAAACAGGACUCAGAUAAACACACGAUGCUGGGACCAGCCAGCACUGCCAACACUGCAGUCCAGGCUCUUCAGGCUGGAGUUUCAACACAAGAAAAAUUAGAUCCUGUGCUGCUUGUGGCACCUGUCCUAAGGAAAGACGUACAGUGGAAGCUACACUCUGCCAUGGCUCAUCAUUCCUAGAGUUGUUGUAAUAAAACUUUGAAAACUA
Molecule: messenger RNA, 4074 nt
Organism: Physella acuta
Lineage: Eukaryota; Metazoa; Mollusca; Gastropoda; Physidae
Product: putative elongator complex protein 1
Biological process (GO): tRNA wobble base 5-methoxycarbonylmethyl-2-thiouridinylation
Cellular component (GO): elongator holoenzyme complex; cytosol
Molecular function (GO): protein binding; tRNA binding
Source: RefSeq, a predicted model, not a curated record